AUGAGCCGGCUCUGCCUCUCCAUCGCCCUUCUCGUCCUCCUGGGCACCCUGGUGGCCGGCAUCCCGGGCACCCUGGUGACCGGCAUCCCGGGGGGUGAAACCAGCAACCACACCGAUGAUGAAACCAGCAACCAGGUCAAAGGUUCUCAGCCUGCCUUCUGCCUGGAACCUCAUCACACGGGUCCCUGCAGGGCCCGGAAGGUCAGGUACUUCUACAACGCCAAGUCCGGGCACUGCGACAUGUUUAUAUACGGCGGCUGCCGAGGGAAGAAGAACAACUUCCCAACAGCACAGGACUGCAUGAAGACCUGCGGUGGUCCUGUGGUGACCCACGGAGGACCUGCGAACUGUACCACCCCGAAACCCUGAAGUCAAGGAGGAGCCACGCGGGGCUGGGCUGUGGCUGCUUCUGAAACAGUGUGAUCUCCUCUGAGUCCGUCUCAACCCCACCCUCCUCAGCAGAACCCUGCCUCUCUCCUCCCAACAUGGGUCUACUUGCCUUAGUUCUGUCUCA
Molecule: messenger RNA, 514 nt
Organism: Globicephala melas (long-finned pilot whale)
Lineage: Eukaryota; Metazoa; Chordata; Mammalia; Artiodactyla; Delphinidae
Product: spleen trypsin inhibitor I-like
Molecular function (GO): serine-type endopeptidase inhibitor activity
Source: RefSeq, a predicted model, not a curated record